Molecule: messenger RNA, 555 nt
Organism: Candidula unifasciata
Lineage: Eukaryota; Metazoa; Mollusca; Gastropoda; Stylommatophora; Geomitridae
Source: the annotation of a GenBank genome assembly
AUGGCGUUUACUCCAGCUCAGAUGUCUGCCAUUGUCAGUCUCUUCAAGGACACAGAGAAGUCAGAUAGUGAAGAUGACACACCGUCAUCAGAUACCCUAUCAAAACUAGGUCCAGGUAAUAUAGGACCAGCCAGGCAACUUAAUGAAGACACCACAGCUCCAGAGAGCAAAGAUAUUUGGUCAGCAGCAGAAGUGCCAGAAGGAUCAGAGUAUGACUCCUUGUAUGACCCCAGACCACAACCAGAGUAUGACAUUGUGUACAGUCAAGCAGUAAGAAGCGAAGAUGUCUUUCUCCAAAUGGGGAACAAAACCCCAAUGACGUCAAGCUGUGAAAAUAUAAUAAUAAAAAUAAAACUGCCAGAAACAAAGGUAGCAGAAGUUGAACUGGACAUCAAGCCAAAGUUCCUUGAUUGUAGAACACCCAAUUUUAAAUUAGGUUUACACCUACCCCAUCCUGUUGAUGAGAAAAGUGGAAAAGCUCAGUGGGAUGCCAAACAAGAGACGUUAAUUGUGACAUUGAAUUUGUGUAGAGAAUAUGAUAUAUUUAACUUCUAG